Messenger RNA from Amphimedon queenslandica, 1510 nucleotides. RefSeq names its product ATP-dependent DNA helicase Q-like 4A. The coding region runs from base 608 to 1510 and encodes 300 amino acids. Gene Ontology annotation, molecular function: four-way junction helicase activity; 3'-5' DNA helicase activity. The record is from RefSeq and is a predicted model, not a curated record. The transcript has 4 exons. Gene Ontology annotation, biological process: double-strand break repair via homologous recombination. Lineage: Eukaryota; Metazoa; Porifera; Demospongiae; Haplosclerida; Niphatidae. Gene Ontology annotation, cellular component: cytoplasm; nucleus; chromosome.
CCAAGAUAACUGUAGCCAAGUACAUUGAUGUAUGGGUAGUGACUGGGUAACCAUGGUAACUCUGGUAACCAAGGUAACUGUAGCUAGGUACAUGUAUGUAUGAGUGGUAACUCGGUAACCAUGGUAAUGAAGGUAACUGUAGCUAGUCUCGCUAGCCAGACUCUAAUUUACCGAAUAAGAGUCUGGUGUCACGCCUAAUAUCAACUCGUGUUUUCAAUGUUUUGAUUUGCGUGGGCAGACCUACUGACAUGCCCACUCUUUUUAUGAAUAAACAUUUAAAGCAGCGCGGUCAUGGAAGCAGCAGAGGCAGCAGUGUCUAGUGUGGCAGCUAGUUUCGGAUACCUUUUAAAAGAUAAGCAGUUUGAAGCUAUGACGCAAUUUAUGUCUGGAAAUGAUACCUUUGUUGCUUUGCCAACUGGCUAUGGUAAAAGUAUCAUUUAUGGUUUAUUGCCUCGAGUUUUUGAUUCUCUGAGACCCGGCCCGGGAUGCAUGCAGGAGAUUCUAUUGCUAUAAUAGUUUGUCCACUAAAGGCUCUCAUGAAAGACCAGACCUCACAUUUUAGAGAUAUUGGCAUCGUGCUGCUUUUGGUGGUGAGCCAAACAUCUCUAUGGAUAGAUUUAUCAGAGGGGAAUUCCAGCUCAUUUUUCUCAGUCCCAAGUGCCUGAAUAGAGGAAGAGCAUGGAGAGAAAUACUUAAAAGUAAUAUCUACCAAGAGAGAGUAAUUGCUUUUGUGGUGGAUGAGGCACAUUUAAUUAAGAAUUGGGGUGAUGAUUAUAGGCCAGAGUUUUCUAAGCUAGGAGAAAUAAGAAGUCUUCUUCCGCAGCAAACCAAUGUCAUGGCCUUAACUGCCACUGCAACAACAGUUCUGAGAGACCAUGUCAUUAAAAUCCUUGGUAUGAAGAGAGUCUCCGUAGUGGAAGUAUCUCCAGGAAAGGACAAUCUGUUCUUUUCAAUCAAAGAAUUCAAAUCUAUUGAGGAAAAUUUUAUUCCUCUAAUGAAAGAGCUGAAAGACAAAAAAUUAAGUAUGGAGAGAACUUUUAUUUUCUGUCGCCGUCCAAUAGACUGUGCUGAACUGUGGUCUGCUUUCAUUAGAUUUUUGAAAGAUGAUAUUACUGAACCUCCAGGUCUUCCCCUUAAAAUUCCUGAGGUACGACUUGUAGAUUACUACACUGGAUGUACACAGGAAGCUGUGCGUAAUGUUAUUUUGAGCCAGUUUUCGAAACCAUCUUGCUUAAGGGUAGUAAUAGCUACUGUGGCCUUUGGCCUUGGAGUUGACUGUCCUGAUAUCAGAAGAGUAAUCCACUUUGGAGUUCCUGAAGAUGUGGAAACAUAUGUUCAGCAAGUUGGUCGGGCAGGACGAGAUGGCAAAUUGUCUUCCUGUGUGAUGCUUUAUGGCCCUGGUGUCUAUAGACGGUUUAGUAAUGACCACAUUUUAGCUUAUUGCAAGUCAAAAGACACGUGUCGCAGAGAUUUUUUGUAUUCUAUUACAGGGACUUUUGUCCGAUUUUAG